AUCUCCUGGUAACACCAACCAAAUGAUCACCAAUACCAAUUUGAAUAUUGGGCAUGGUAUAAAUAAAAUGGCAUCAAUUUUUGGUGGCAUUGGUGAUGGAGGAAGAGGCGAACGCUGCUUCAGUGAAACUGCACAAGCCAAAUGGCAAGGAAGCAAGAUUUUUCGUAGCAGUGCAUGUGGGGGCAGGGUACCACGCCCCUCGUAAUGACAAAGCUUAUAAGAAGCUCAUGCGCCGUGCUUGCUUAGCUGCAGCUUCUAUUCUCUCCCAGGGAUGUGGAAGAAGUCUUGAUGCUGUUGCAGCAGCCAUCACAGUGUUAGAGGACGACGAGCACACAAAUGCAGGAAGGGGUUCCAAUCUGACAGAAGAGGGACAUGUGGAGUCUGAUGCUAGUAUUAUGGAUGGUUUGACUGGAGCUUUUGGGGCUGUGGGAGGAAUACCUGGAGUUCAGAAUCCCAUUCAAGUUGCAGCACUUCUGGCAAAGAAUAGCAUAACUAGAUGUUCUUUGCUUGGUCGGAUACCUCCCAUGUUCUUGGUAGGUGAUGGAGCACGUGAAUGGGCCAACUCAAAGGGUAUUCCUUCAACUUCAUCGGUUGAAGAUGCUGAUAGGUGGCUGGUAACAGAAAGAGCCAAGCAGCAGUGGUUAAAAUACAAGGAUAUGCUUCUUUCUGCCACAGAAAGUAGUGAUUCGUCAACUUUCAAAAAUUCAUCGAAAACAGAGUGUGAGAAUCUAUUACAUGAAAAUGUUUUUCUGAUUGAAAAUAGAUGCACUGCUAGUGCCUCUAGUGAAAUGCAUGAUGAAGAUCGUGUCAUGGACACUGUAGGUGCCAUUUGUGUAGAUGCAUUAGGGAACAUAGCUGCUGGGGCAUCAAGUGGUGGAAUAGCGAUGAAGAUUAAGGGUCGUGUUGGAUUAGCAGCUAUGCAUGGCUCUGGGUGUUGGGCUUCUUGUAAAAACUCCCACGGCACAAUUUGCAGAGUUGGUUGUUGCACAACUGGGACAGGAGAAAAUUUAAUGAAAGGAUUUUGUGCACGUGAAUGUUGCUUAUCUGCCUCAGAGUCACAGUCUGGACCAAUCUUUGGCUGUGUUGAGGUUCUAGAGACUAUUAUUGAUCAAGGAAGGCAUUUGUCUAUGCCUAUUGAUGCCGGUGUGCUGAUGUUGCAAGCUUGUAACACCACAGUUGAUGCAAGUAAUUUUGAGCAGCUAAAAGCAGUAGAAUUGGCUGUGGCAUAUUCAUCAUUAUCAUUCGGUGUGGGCUACUUUGGGAGCUCUAUGGAUCAACCUAAGGCAUCUAUUCUUAGACGGUCCAAUAGUGCAAAUGAAGGGAAUGUUAACAUUUUUGCAGCUCGUUUUGAUGUAAAAAAGUACGGAGAUGAUGCUUGACAAGCUUUUAACAAAAGGAUAUGUUGGCAAGAUUCAUUAUCUCCUUGGACGUUGUUCCCAAGCUCCAUGCUAUUACAAUUACACUCAAAUUGAUUCACUCGAUGCUUUAUACAACUCUUGGGCUGCUAUCCACACCAUACAUUUCAUUAUGAAAUUAUACGUGUCAUAUCAUGUUUCCAAUCCCAUGAAAGGAAUUAAUUUUAAUAAACAUUGUUAUAUGUUUGGGAGAAGGUGAUUGUAGAAAUUAGUUAUCCGAUCAAUUGGAUUCCAUUUAUAACUUGUAUAAAUGUGCAAACAAUUCAAUGAAUAUCAACAAGAAAUUUUUGUGCUCUUCAAAUUUGUGUGUUGAUGAUCUGCAGAUAAUCCCUGAUAAACUUGUAGUCUAGAUACAUUCAAUUGGUAUAAGAGCACUAGGAAGAAGGGGAAUUUAAAAAAAAAUUGUUGAACACAAUGCUGUGUUGGUUGAACAUGAGAAGAAGCAUGGUCGAUGCAGAAAGGGAGAACAAGCUGCUGUAGUUUUUGGGCAGUCAGGAAUGCCACUGUUUUUUUUGCUGUUUUCUUAAGAAGUUUUGGUCGCUUUUGCUUUAAAAUUUGUGAAAGACUUGACAGAGGACAUUGGAGUUUUUUUGUUGGUUCCUAUUUGACUAUUACAAACACAGUAAGAAGGUUUUCCUAUUUUAUUA
This is a messenger RNA of Cryptomeria japonica (Japanese cedar), 2062 nucleotides long. RefSeq names its product putative threonine aspartase. The record is from RefSeq and is a predicted model, not a curated record. The transcript is spliced from 12 exons. Gene Ontology annotation, molecular function: threonine-type endopeptidase activity. Lineage: Eukaryota; Viridiplantae; Streptophyta; Pinopsida; Cupressales; Cupressaceae. The coding region runs from base 96 to 1379 and encodes 427 amino acids. Gene Ontology annotation, biological process: protein maturation.